Cololabis saira (Pacific saury) is the source of this 3606-nucleotide messenger RNA. It is a transcript of the gene fbxl17, whose product is annotated as F-box and leucine-rich repeat protein 17. Gene Ontology annotation, biological process: SCF-dependent proteasomal ubiquitin-dependent protein catabolic process. The record is from RefSeq and is a predicted model, not a curated record. Gene Ontology annotation, cellular component: SCF ubiquitin ligase complex. Gene Ontology annotation, molecular function: protein binding. The coding region runs from base 189 to 2156 and encodes 655 amino acids. The transcript is spliced from 11 exons. NCBI's taxonomy places the organism in Eukaryota, Metazoa, Chordata, Actinopteri, Beloniformes, Belonidae.
CCUGACAAACAGCAGCAGGUCCAGGGCUGCCAGUGUUUGGAUCAACCCCAGCGUGUCUCCCUCGCAGCUCUCCGUGGGUCGGUGUCUCCUGUCCAGGCUCGUCUCCACCGCGCUCCCCUGCAGUAUUAUGCGAGCAGCGUCCGGCGGGUGGGAGCACCGCGACCAGUGAGUUUACCUGAAUCAUCUAUAUGGGCCAUUUUCUUUCGAAAAAUGGUUUACGCCUGAAGAAGAGGACGCGCAAGUUACAUCACAGGAAGAAGAAGAAGAGGAACUGUUUCCUGCAGGGACCCUGCAUACUCUGUUUCCUUGUCCAAAGCAACAGCAGUGGUUUCGAAGAAGACAACGACUACCUGGAGGCCGGCAUUAACGGGUGUUGUCACAACUCCGUAACUGGAAUCAGUGUCCCAGGCAUUGGAGAAGUCAGCAUUGGAGCAGCAGCUGCUUCGAAGCUUGCAGAGCGCUACACGGCUAUUGCAUCUGCUGAAGACUGCUCAAAGUUCCUGUUGUCACCUAGAGAAUUAACUAUCUGGGAGAGUCAAGGGAGGAGCAUUUUGUCAGCGGUUCCUGCCAAACUGAUUCCACCACCCGCUGUUUUCCGGACCGCAGGUGUGUCUGUGACUGUUCCCGUACCCGUACCCGUACCCGUACCCGUGCCUGUGCCCAGCAGCCCCAGCGACUACACUGAAAUGGUGUGUAAGAGGAAGUGCUCCGAGGUGCAGAGGUGCACCCCUUGUAAGCAGCCGCGUUGUGCCUUUGCCGUUCCCGACGGAGGGCUGGAGCAUGGAGGAAUAGGAGGAGGAGAGACCGCUUCCAACUCUGAAACCGGCCACUGCCACCUUCCCCUCUGCCCAGUUCCCUCCUCCUCUGCUUCCUCUUCCUCGUCCCCUGCGGAUGGCUGCUGUGGGUUGGGGCUUCAUGCUGAUUCUCCCAACAGUUCAGACUCGUCCCCCUGCUGCCUGCACCAUUACGAUGACUGCCAGGCAAGAAGUUCUGAUGCUGCUGAUCACUUGAGUAUCAACCAUCUGCCUUCCUCCAUCCUUCUAAAGGUGCUGUCCCACCUGACAGUGAAGGAGCGCUGUCUUUGUGCCUCUCUGGUUUGUAAGUACUGGAGGGACCUCUGCUUGGACUUCCAAUUCUGGAAACAAAUUGACCUCAGUGGCCUACAACAAGUCAACGACGAUCUCCUCGUGAAAAUAGCUUCUCGGAGGCAGAAUGUGACGGAGAUAAACAUCUCAGAUUGCAGGGGCGUCCACGAUCAUGGUGUGUCCUCCCUGGCCUCGUGCUGUCCAGGCCUGCAGAAGUAUACAGCCUAUAGAUGCAAGCAGCUGGGGGACAUCUCUCUGUCGGCUCUGGCAUCGCACUGCCCUCUCCUGGUCAAGGUGCAUGUAGGAAACCAGGACAAGCUGACAGAUGCAGCAUUGAAGAAGCUUGGAGCAAACUGCAGUCAGUUGAGAGAUAUCCACUUAGGUCAGUGCUACGGCAUCACAGAUGAGGGCAUGAUGGCCUUGGCAAGAGGAUGUCCUAAGCUGCAGAGACUCUACUUGCAAGAGAACAAAAUGGUCACAGAUCAGUCGAUGCGGGCGGUAGCAGAACAUUGUCCUGAGCUGCAGUUUGUUGGCUUCAUGGGAUGCUCUGUAACUUCUCAGGGAGUCAUCCAUCUGACCGCGCUACGUAACCUGACUGUUCUGGACCUGCGGCACAUCUCCGAGCUCAACAACGAGACAGUGAUGGAGGUGGUGAGGAAAUGUAGCAAGCUGAGCUCCCUGAACCUCUGCCUCAACUGGAGUAUUAAUGACAGGUGUGUGGAAAUCAUUGCCAAGGAGGGGAGAAGUCUGAAGGAGCUGUACCUAGUGUCUUGUAAAAUCACAGACCACGCUUUGAUAGCCAUAGGCCAGUACAGCAGUACCAUAGAGACUGUGGAUGCCGGCUGGUGUAAAGACAUCACGGACCAAGGAGCAACACAGAUUGCUCAGAGCAGCAAGUCCCUCCGGUACCUCGGCCUCAUGAGAUGUGACAAGGUAAACGAGGAGACCGUGGAGAGGCUGGUGGUGCAGUACCCUCACAUCGUGUUCAGCACAGUUAUGCAGGACUGCAAGAGAACCCUGGAGAGAGCUUAUCAAAUGGGCUGGAGCCCCAACACGUCAAACUCUUCGUAGCUCCUGCUCGAUUUCUUUCACUCGCAGACACAAACGUGCGCACGGAGAAAACUUGUUCUUUUUCAGACACCCAUAGACGGUGUGUGCUGCUCCGUCACGUUUGCCCGUCAUUUACUGUUCCAACAUGCAUGUGGUCAUGUAGCUACACACUCGAAAGACAAAGAUCCAGUCCAUCCUUCAUGUUCGAUACUAAUCUCCUUGUUGGUUUGGUUUUUUUUAUAGUUAAGUGAGACAUCUUGCACCUGUUAGAUUUAGGUUUUAGUCAGAAACAGAGUAGCGAUUAUCAUCUUCUACAGUUAUUUAGAUUACUUCUACACACACGCGUUCUUCAGACCAGAAUGUUGUUUGGUGCAAAGCAGCACGUGAAUAGGUGUUAUUAGAUUUCUGCUAUAAGUCAUAGCUAAGAGUAUGAAGCGCCCUUUUGUUUUUUGAGGAAGAGAUGCAAGAGUGAGGAGUUGACUAGUUUUGAAGAUGUUUCUCUAUUUACAAGGUUUAGAAAAAAGAUGAGUCAGUAAAUCAAAGACAUUCAGCCAUAGAUUGAACAUCUUUUUAUUGGAAAAUAGAUAAGAAAAGGUUUGCUUCCCCGUAUGGAACUGAUGUUGAAGGACAAAGCGCCACAUCAGCCCAGCUGCUGCCCCCGACUCCUGCAGUGAGAUGCCACACGAGGACCGGGGGGCGUAGAGAGAAAGAGCCGCCAACAUGUGAUUACUUCAGUCCUGAAGACACGUUGAAAUGCCAAGGCUUCGCACAUCACAUGAGCCACUUUUGUUGUUGUUGUUUUCCUCUUAUGUUCAUGACAAAAAAGUCAAAAAAAAAAAAAUAAUUCAAAUGUCCUCUCUUGGCUGUUAGAACAGUGUUUAAGGUAUUUAUGGUAAGAUUGUUGGAGUCACUCAUGUGAAGGGCAGAGCUUCUCUCUGCAUCUCACCGUCACAAAGAUGAGCAGACGCGUUUAUGGCCGGAGAAAAAAUGCACUGAUUAUACUUUAAAAGUGCAUGUUUAUAUUCAGAUCAUAUUUUUCAGAUGGUUGUGGAAAGUUUAUGUUAUGAAAUCAAAACUACGAUCCGUGUGGCUUGGGAUCAAUGCCUGCCUUUAUAGCCCUGCAUAGAUUUACCACUGACUGAGCAUCACUUUUCAGAAGAAAUUUAAACAGUGCUUGAAAUAUAAGUUGCCUUUACCCAAGCGUCCUGGGUUAUAUGAUCAGGAUAUUAACCACAAAUAAGUUAAGGAAAAGUAAGAGGAAGCAUUAAGCCUUAAGUAGUUAUUGUCAUCCUAUAAGCAAAUAAAAUCACCUUUAUUAAAGAAAUAUUUGUCUGACCUUAGUUUAUAUACAUAUAUAUUAAACCAUAUUCCUAUGAUGUACAAACAUGCACAAGUUUGUUCAUAUACAUGUGUGUAUGUGUGUGUGUAUAUAUGUAUAUAUAUAUAUAUAUAUAUAUAUAUAUAUAUAUAU